GUCUGGGCGGGGCUAGCAGAACGAAGCUCGGUGGCGGUGAGCAGCUUGGUGCUCUGGCUGAUCUUGCUGCUCCACGCAUCGGAUUGGGAUUCGCUGUUGCAAAGAUGUCCGACGACGAACAGCAAGAGCAGACCAUAGCAGAGGACUUGGUUGUGACCAAGUAUAAGAUGGGCGGUGAUAUUGCGAACCAGGCACUGCGUGUGGUCCUUGAAGCAGCCAAGCCCGGCGUGUCUGUCCUCAGUCUGUGUGAGAAAGGAGACGCUUACAUUAUGGCAGAGACCGGGAAGGUCUUCAAGAAGGAGAAGGACAUGAAGAAAGGCAUUGCGUUCCCCACCAGCGUGUCAGUCAAUAACUGUGUAUGCCACUUCUCUCCCUUGAAGAGCGACCCUGACUACACGCUUAAAGACGGAGACUUGGUCAAAAUUGACCUGGGAGUACAUGUUGAUGGCUUUAUCUCCAAUGUGGCGCAUAGCUUUGUUGUUGGAGCCAGUAAGGAAGCACCUGUGACGGGCAGGAAAGCUGAUGUCAUCAAAGCUGCCUACUUGUGUGCAGAAGCAGCAUUGCGUCUUGUAAAACCUGGCAACCAAAACACACAGGUGACUGAGGCGUGGAACAAGAUCGCCCACUCUUUCAAAUGCAAUCCAAUCGAAGGUAUGCUGUCCCACCAGUUAAAGCAACACAUUAUUGAUGGGGAAAAGACAAUCAUCCAAAACCCCACAGACCAGCAAAGGAAGGACCAUGAGAAAGUGGAGUUUGAGGUCCAUGAGGUGUAUGCUGUAGAUGUACUGAUCAGUACAGGGGAAGGAAAGACAAGAGACGGAGGACAGAGGACCACCAUCUACAAGCGGGACCCCAGUAAGCAAUACGGCCUGAAAAUGAAGACCUCUCGAAUGUUCUUCAGUGAGGUGGAUAGACGCUUUGAUGCCAUGCCCUUCACUCUCAGGGCAUUUGAAGAUGAAGGGAAGGCCCGUUUGGGAGUGGUCGAAUGUGCCAAACAUGAGCUACUGCAGCCCUUCAGCGUCCUCAGUGAAAAAGAGGGAGAGUUCGUAGCCCAGUUUAAGUUCACAGUAUUGCUGAUGGCUAAUGGGCCUUUGAGAAUCACCAGUGGACCAUUUGAGCCUGAGCUCUACAAAUCCGAGUUUGACGUUCAGGAUCCUGAGCUGAAGUCUCUGAUACAGAGCUCUGCAAGUCGCAAAGCACAGAAGAAGAAGAAAAAGAAGGCUUCCAAGAAUGCAGAAAAUGCUACAGGGCAGCAAGCAGAGAAUGAAGUUGCAGCUAAAUAGUUACCUUACACUCCUAAAAACAAUACAUAUUCUCUGACACACAAAUUUCUGCCCUAGAAAUUUGAAAACCUAAAUUUUCUCUUAAACUGUUGUCCAUUGAAACCUGUGACAAAAGCCAUCCAUUAUAGUGUGAUUUGGAAAUAGAAGAAACUGAAAUUGGUCUGACAGACAAUGACUUUGUACUGAUUUGUACUGAUCUAUUAGAAUUUAUCUUUUUGAAGCACUCGGUUUACACUGAACUGAAACAUGACACCUUUUGGAAAUGAAAUUGAUUGAUUAAAAAUAGCAGUUCUUUUGUAGUAUUAAGGUUUCCACUGUGUUGAUCUUCAUAAUCUAAUAAAAAUGUUAAGGUUUAGUAGCUGAAUUGAAACUGUACUAGGUUAAUAUAGAGAGAUGGCUGUUUCAGCAGUUUAAGCAAUUUCAGAAAGUUUCCAAAAGCUUGUCAUUCCUCAGGGCUGAGAUGUGAUUUCUAAGCAAAGCCUCCCACUUUUAAGGACUAAUGGUACUCUAAAUUGGAUCUAGAACCCUUCCAGAGAGUAUUGAAAUGCUGUUUUGGAUGAACAGGGUUAUUAUACAGUCACAUUCUUUUUUGAAAUGGGGACGUUUUUGGAAUUAUGGUACACUUGUCUAUUAUUAUUAUUAACUGCCAUCCCUGUUUCUCCUCUAGUCUAACAGUGAGGGAUUGAAAUCAGAAGAUAGAUUUGUCUAAUAAUACAGAACUUAAUCAUUAACACAAUCUUUGCCUUCGCCUUACAUGAAACAUUGUCUUUGUCUUGUUUAAAGCUUUUACUGCAUCAUGAAAUUAGUCCCAGUCAAUUUUUGAAACUGUGCAUACAUUAUUUUGUCAGAUCAACUGGUCUAAUUUGCUGCUAAGCCACUUUCAUAGGCCCUGUUUUGCAUGCACAUUAUAUACUAUACCAUACCUACCCCUACCCCCAAAUAAUGCCGAGUGGGUAAAAGCAUGGAAAUGUGGUCCAGAGUCAGGCGAGAGCAGUGAGGAGACUCUAAAGAUUGAUCUGCCUCAGUUAACAUGUUUUUUGUGAAAUUGUAGGAUCGUACUUCUCAGACAGUAUGUUGGUCAAGGACCAGUUUUGUCCAGUCACAAAUGCAAUCUGAUAUUUAGUACAUAUUAUUAUUAAUUAUAAACAGAACCUGUAUUCAGCGCCAUUGCUGGUUGAGUCACAACAUUCAGAUGCCUUCCCCCCCAAAAAAAGGUGCAUCAGUGAAGUGUCUGUGCUGUGGUUCAGGAUUGGGCAGGAUGAUGUGGGACUGAACUGAAAUGACUGGGCAAAACAGGUUAAAUCUGGUGUCGUGUGACUGUGCUGAGCUUCUCUUUAGUUCGAUUCCCAGACCUCACUCUUCAGCAGCGCUGUGUACCUGAGAUCAGUGCACACUGACACUAUCCUGUGUUUCUAGGAGAAACUAGUAUAUGGGACUAUUUUACAUCUAAUUAAAUAAAACAAGACUGAUUUUUUUUUUUAAA
Molecule: messenger RNA, 2766 nt
Organism: Neoarius graeffei (lesser salmon catfish)
Lineage: Eukaryota; Metazoa; Chordata; Actinopteri; Siluriformes; Ariidae
Gene: pa2g4a
Product: proliferation-associated 2G4, a
Exons: 13
Coding region: 105-1283 (392 amino acids)
Source: RefSeq, a predicted model, not a curated record